AUGGAGUGGUUGUGUGUGGUGAUGUUUCUGAUCAGUGGUCCGUCAUCUGCCAGCGCUCAGUUCAACGGAUACAACUGUGAUGCCAACUUUCACAGCCGCUUCCCUGGUGAGAGGGAUAUCAGUGUGUUCUGCGGUGUCCAGACCAUCACCUUAAAGAUCAACUUCUGUCCGGUGCUGUACUCGGGCUACACCUCGGAGGACCUGGCUCUGAACGGUCGCCACGGAGAUGCCCACUGUAGAGGCUUCAUCAACAACAACACCUUCCCCACCGCCGUACUGUUCAGCAUCAGCCUCAACACACUAGAGGCAUGCGGAAACACACUGCAGGUGUCAACGGGGCCAGGUGUGAAUGCGUACGGUAACGCCUCAUUGGUCCAGAUGGGAAACGUCUCGGGAUUCGUCGAUACGCCCGACCCGACUCCGCCGGCUCUCAUCAGCUACCUGCCUGGACUACUGUACAAGUUCAGCUGCAGCUACCCACUGGAGUACCUGAUAAACAACACACAGCUAGCCUCGUCUUCUGCUGCAAUAUCGGUGAAGGAUGGCAAUGGCACAUUUGUGGGCACGCUCAGUUUGGUACUAUUCAACGACUCCAACUAUCUCCACUUGUUGUCGGUGCCUGUUGGGGGUUUAGCUCUCAAGACGCGAGUGUUUGCAGCCAUCAAGGCCACUAACCUGGACCGCAGAUGGAACGUCCUGAUAGACUACUGUUAUGCCACCCCCUCGGGAAACCCCACCGAUGACACCAGACACGACCUUUUCUUCGGGUGCCAUAAGGAUCCCCAGACGACGGUGCUGGAGAAUGGGAAGAGCCAGAUGGGCCGCUUCUCCUUCGAGGUGUUCCGCUUCCUCAAGCACCGCAACCAGAGGACCUCCACCAUCUUCCUGCACUGCAUCACCAAGCUCUGCAGAAUGGAGGACUGCCCUGCACUAGUGCCCAUCUGCAGUCGGAGGAGAAGAGAGGAGGCAUCUGUCAGGAGGUCAGAUGAAAGGUCAAAGUUCACUCGGGAUGCAGGAAACACUGUCAUUACAGCAGGACCCAUCAUCACACACAACGAUGAAACCCUCAGCAAUAACUCAGAACUGGUGUUGCGUGGGUCGUCUGCGUUGCGUCUGGAUGUGGUGACGUCUGCUCUGCUGUCGGGAGUGGUGGUGCUGGGGGUGACCUGCCUCGCCCUCUUCCUCUUCCUCAUGCAGUUACUACGGCGACCGCCCAUCCUCACCGGCCCCGCCACACACAACCCCACACACAAAUAACACACACACAUAACCACACACUCUAAUAACACACGCACAACCAUACACACAAAUAACACACACACAA
Molecule: messenger RNA, 1324 nt
Organism: Engraulis encrasicolus (European anchovy)
Lineage: Eukaryota; Metazoa; Chordata; Actinopteri; Clupeiformes; Engraulidae
Product: zona pellucida-like domain-containing protein 1
Exons: 10
Coding region: 1-1257 (418 amino acids)
Cellular component (GO): cell surface
Source: RefSeq, a predicted model, not a curated record